ACAGUCAUACAUGAACGAAUCAGCAUACACAACCUCUUUCAAAAUUGAAUCCCAAACACCCCCUCAAUUCGACACAAGAUCGGAUCAGCAUUCAUACCUUUUUUUUUCAAAAAUUGAAACCCCAUUCAAUCAAAUACUCUCGCUCCAGGAAUCCUCUCUCUGAAACCCUAAAGCGGACGCCAACCAACUACUCACCAUCUCCGUAGCUACCAUCCACCACACCAACGCAACGCAUCUCUGUUUCCUUCCCUCUCUGUCUCUCUCUGCAUCAAAAUCAUCAUCGACGGGUCCACCAUCUGUCUUCAUCAACCACAGCCGAUUCGCCUCUCUUACACGGAGUUGGGUGAGUACUUCAAUUGCAAUUACACUACAGAAACAACAGAAGGGUAUUUUGGGAACACGAUUUUUAAGCUAAGUUGGGGAAGACGAGGGUAGCAUACAUCUCUUCAGAUCAUGUAAGAGCAUCCUUUUCCACUCGCAUUCUCAAGAUCCAAUCUUUCCAUCUCCCGUAAAUUGAAUUCUUGAAAUCGAUCAAUCAAAAACCCUAAUUUCCUGAUUCAAAUUCCCAAACUUCGAUGGCAAAUGCUUGGAAGAAAGACCGAUCCAUUAAAUUCGCCACCCCAAAAAGCAUCUUCCUCCUCUUCUCCACUUCUCUCGUCCUCCUCACCUUCUUCUACCUCUGCACUCACACCACAACCUCAUCAAACCCAAACCCUAAUUUCAAAACCCUAAUAAAUCUCCCCAACUCACUAAUCCAACCAUUCGAUUGCUACAAAUCACCUCAAUCACAUCCAGUCAUCGCAAACCUAGUUGAAGGCGUUAAGUAUCCAUUUCUCUACUCUCUAUCUGAUUUCGGAACAUUACCUGAUAAACCCCACAAGAACAUCGUCCGGAUCUUGAAAGGAAAGUUAUUCAGAAGACCCGACAUCUCUGUAACUGUUCAGGACUUAUUGGAGAAGAAGAAGGCUGAAGGAAAAACCGGGAUUUUCAUUGAUGUUGGAGCAAAUGUAGGCAUGGCUACCUUCGCUGCUGCAGUUAUGGGGUUUAGGGUUUUCGCAUUUGAACCCGUUCUUGAAAAUCUACAGAGCAUUUGUAACGGGAUUUAUUUCAAUCGAGUUGGAGAUUUAGUUAACGUUUUUGAAGCCGCUACUUCCGAUCAAAUCGGAAACAUAACAUUUCACAAGUUGGUUGGAAGGCUUGACAAUAGUGCAGUUUCAGCAACUGGUGCAAAGAUGGCUUUCAAAUCAAAUGAAGAAAUUGAAAUGAAAGUGAGAUCGAUUCCUCUUGAUAAAGUAAUACCAGAGAAUGAACACGUGUUGCUUUUGAAAAUAGAUGUUCAGGGUUGGGAGUAUCAUGUGUUGAAAGGUGCAAAAAAGUUGCUAUCAAGAAAGAAAGGUGAAGCUCCAUACUUGAUCUAUGAAGAAGAUGAAAGACUUUUACAAGCUAGCAAUAGUAGUUCAAAAGAGAUAAGGAAAUAUCUUGGUGAUCUUGGGUACACUCAUUGUGUGCAACAAGGUACUGAUGCUCAUUGCACUAAAUAGAGCUAUUAGUUAUGAAUCUUUUUGGCUCUUCAAAGAUGAUUAGAUUGAUUGAUUAUGGGGUGAUAGAGUGUUUGUAUUUGGUUUUUUGUGUAAUUGUAGCAAUUGAUAGGUAGAUGAGUGAUGUAAUUGAUUUUAGAGGAAGUUGAAUUUGGAAGUGAUACGAUUGUUUACA
This is a messenger RNA of Lactuca sativa (garden lettuce), 1713 nucleotides long. RefSeq names its product FkbM family methyltransferase. NCBI's taxonomy places the organism in Eukaryota, Viridiplantae, Streptophyta, Magnoliopsida, Asterales, Asteraceae. The record is from RefSeq and is a predicted model, not a curated record.